GUUCACAUUUACAAAUAUGCAAAGGGACAAUGCAUAUGAGAGACGAAAGACUGUUUCAAAAUACUACAUCGUACGGAACUUGCUGUUCAGCAGCUGUAGAAGAAAAACUUAGCACUCUAUCGAGGCAGAAUUUCGAGCAAUCCAUUACGGAAAUUUUGUCAAAAUUAGCAUCGACAUUAGAAACAAAAGCGCAGACAUUAAAUAACUUUUUCAAUGAGUUGUUAACUAGUGCUAAGAUCGAUUUUCAUGCUAUGUUUCGUCGCACAUAUGGCGUGAUUUACGAACAGAACAGUUAUGUAUUCACUGAUUUAUUUGCUGAGCUUGAGAAGUACUAUGCACGUGGAAAUGUGGAUUUGACUGAAGCCAUGGAAAAUUUCUUUAAUACUCUUUAUCAAAAGAUGUUCACUGUUCUCAACUCACAGUACAAUUUUGAAGACAGCUAUUUAAGAUGUGUCAGUGAACACAUGACAGACCUGAAGCCUUUCGGAGAUGUUCCCAGUAAAUUCUCCGUGCAAGUGAAAAGAGCAUUCAUUGCAACGCGCACGUAUGUGCGAUCUCUCAGCACAGCUAGCGAUCUUAUUAGGAAUAUGCUUGCCAUAAAGCCUAAAAAGGAUUGUGCACAUGUUUUAAUGCAGAUGCAAUAUUGUGGAAUUUGUAAUAGUUUUCUUCAAAAAGCCUGCGGUAAUUUUUGCAUCAAUGUGGCGAAAGAUUGCCUCAUUGUGCAAGUUGGUCUUGAUAGUGAGUGGAAUAACUUUGUAGUGGCAAUGGAAAAAGUUUCGGAACGUUUGAUUGGUCCAUUCAACAUAGAAAUGGUUGUUGGACCAAUUGAUAUUAAAAUUUCAGAAGCUAUAAUGACAUUCCAAGAGAAUGGUCAUGCUGUAAGUCAGCAAAUUUUUGAAAAAUGUGGCCAUCCAAAACUAGGACGUUGGAAAAGACAUGUGACUACUAAAAAGCCAUCGGUUUUAUCAAUUCAACAUCAUUAUGAGCAACUUAUAAAUAGUGAUUCCGAUUUUGAAAUAAAUGUUGAAGAACCUUCUUUUAAUAGUAGAGAAAAGAAAAGUGCUACAUCUCGAGAACUAGAGUUGGAACACUUAUAUUUUCCAAAAUCUAGUAGCAUAAUGAAAAGUCAUGUAGGAGGCAAACAGAAUUCUAGUAGAAAAUAUUACACAAAUAAAAAAAGUGGUGAAGUAAAGUUACCAACCGAUGAUCGGCCAAAUUUAGCUAAAAUAAUUAAAAAUAUUAGAACAAAAGUUAAAGAUUCAACUAAAUUUUGGAGUCAACUUCCACACAAAAUAUGCAACAAUAAUGAAUUUGCAUUAUCUAAUAAUAAAGACAAUGACUGCUGGAAUGGAACAAUGAUCGGAAGAUAUUAUCAGUCGCUAAUGAGCAAAGAUACAGAAAGUCUCCGAAAAGAAUCAGAAAUCAGCAUAAAUAAGUCCUAUACAAUAUUGGAAGAACAAAUAUUAUCAUUACGUACGUUAGUUGCUAACUUGAGAAAUGCUUACAAUGGCCUAGAUGUAGUAUGGCCAGAAUAUGAAGAUGCUUUUGACAGCUCUGGCUCAGGAUCUGGAAGUAGCUUUUUUCCUACGCAUGAAGGCGAUACGCAACAAGAAAACAUUUCUGGGAACAAUAAUUAUGAUGUUGAUUCUGUCCUCAUACCUGAUAUAUAUGGAGAGGGCAGUAUUCCUGAAAGUCCUCUUAAUACAAAUGAUUUAGAAACAAAGAGUACUGCUAUUGAUGACUUAAGAAAUAUGCAUACUAACAUUUUAGAUAGACCAGAUUUAAAUAACUUACAUUAUGACAACACUUCAAAUAAUUCAAGCAGAAAAACUGAAAUGACACUUCUCGAGCUCUUAUGGGAUAUCUGUUUCCUAUUUUCAUCAUGUGGUUUGGGGAAAUGUUAGUUCAGCUGAUGUGAUCAAUUUUAAAUAAAUAUGGAUGUGUUUAAAUUUAUACAUAUAUUUCUAUAUUACUA
Molecule: messenger RNA, 1975 nt
Organism: Ctenocephalides felis (cat flea)
Lineage: Eukaryota; Metazoa; Arthropoda; Insecta; Siphonaptera; Pulicidae
Gene: dlp
Product: glypican-4
Biological process (GO): regulation of signal transduction; cell migration; regulation of protein localization to membrane
Cellular component (GO): extracellular region; synapse; plasma membrane
Source: RefSeq, a predicted model, not a curated record